ACUAAGACAACAGAGCUGUGUGGUAAAUAGAUUUUGGAAGGAACUCUGAUGUAUGUUUGUAACAGCAUGCAUCACUUAGCCAACAACUAACAGCUGGACAGAGGGAGGAAUCCCACAUUUAACACAUUAACAAGCUGUGGGAAAUCCUAGAGCGCUACAUGCUCGUGCAUGACAUUCUGCCGCUGCGCAGGUUGAAGAAUGGUUGAAGAAUACUAAUUUAGACUAAAAUGAGUGGGGACAGAGGCCCUGCUAUUGAACUGGAUGUUUUAAGCCUAAACAAGCCAAAUGAAUCUGCUUCACCGGGACAGAGUUAUGUGUCUUUGGGGAACGAGUCUAUGAUUCCUCAGUUAACCCUGAAAGAGAAAACAUCUCAGCACAGGUUGAUUAAUCGUGAGGACUCUGACUUCUCUCUGCCCAGCAGUUUGUCAAUGAAAAGUGAGCAGUCAAUGGGUUAUCCUCAUAGCAUCAGUGGAGGACCAGUCACUACAGAACUGAAAUUGAACAAGCCAGAUAAAUCUGCUUUACCAGGACUGAAUUAUGUGUCUUUGGAGAAUGAGUCAAUGUCUCCUCAGUUAACAUUGAGGGACAUAAAUGCUCAACACAGGUUGAUUAAUCGUGAGGACUCUGACUUCUCUCUGCCCAGCGGUUUGUCAAUGAAAAGUGAGCUGUCAAUGGAUCAUCCUUACAACAUCAGUGGAGGACCAAUCACUACAGAACUGAACUUGAACAAGCCAAAUAAACCUUCUUCACCAGGACCAAGUCAUGUGUCUCUGGGGAAUAUGUCUAUGACCUCACCGUUAUCCUUUAUCCCUGAACACAAGUUGGUUGAGCGCGAGCAGUCGAUGGAUUAUCGCGAGAAAUUCAGCAGAGAAUCAAUCCGUAUAGAACUGAAAAUUCAGCAGACGGAAUCAAGGUCAAACAUUCUAAAUGAGGAUCUGAUUGGGACAUAUCAGUAUAAGAGGAUGUUAAGGAACAGGUGCCAGUGUAUAUUUGAGGGGAAUGAAGAGCACAGCGGCCCCUCUCUGCUUAACAAUAUCUAUACGGAGCUCUACAUCACUGAUGGUCAAAGCAGUGAGCACACCAGUGAACAUGAAAUCAGACAGAUUGAAACAGCCUCGAAACAUCCAGCCACAUGGGAUGCACCAAUCAAGGCUAAUGAUAUCUUUAAAACUUCUCCCGUAUCUACUAAACAAAUCCGAAAUGUGCUAACCAAAGGAAUCGCUGGCAUUGGGAAAACAGUGUCUGUGCAAAAGUUCACACUAGACUGGGUUGAGGACAAAGCCAACCAGGACAUCCAUAUGAUAUUUCCACUCCCUUUUCGAGAAAUGAAUGUAAUUAAAGAAAAGAAAAUUAGUCUGAUAAACAUUCUUGAGUGCUUCUUCAAUCUAAAGAUAGAUCCAGAAGUGUUACACUCAGAUAAAUACAAGGUAGUCUUUAUCUUUGAUGGACUUGAUGAAUGUCGGUUUCCUCUGGAUUUCCAAAACAACAGGAGUUGCAUUAGUGUGACAGAAUCAGUCUCAGUCGGUGUCCUACUGACAAACCUCAUCUGCAAGAACUUGCUUCCUUCUGCUUUAGUCUGGAUAACCUCACGACCAGCUGCAGCAGGUCAAAUACCACCUGACUUAAUGGACUAUGUGACCGAGGUGCGAGGUUUCAAUGACUCCCACAAGGAAGAAUACUUCAAGAAAAAAAUAAGUGAUCCAGACUUGUCCUCCAGGAUAAUCUCACACUUGAAGUCUUCAAAGGUCCUUCACAUCAUGUGCCACAUCCCAGUGUUCUGUUGGAUAUCAGCUACAGUUCUCAAAAGAAUGUUUUGUGAUUCUGAGGGGGGUGAAAUUCCCAAGACCCUCACACAAAUGUACGCACACUUCCUUAUGUUCCAGAUCAAGCAAGGGAGUCACAAAUAUGAUGAGAAUUCAAAAAAAGGUUUGAAGUGGGAUAACCAGACCACAUUGUUGCUUGGAAAGCUGGCAUUUCAGCAGCUUGAAAAGGGUAAUUUAUUGUUCUAUGAAGAAGAUUUGAGGGAAUGUGGCAUUGAACUUAAUGUUGCAUCAGUGUAUUCAGGAGUUUGUACCCAAAUCUUCAGAGAAGAGGCAGGGCUACUUCAGGAGAGGGUCUUCAGCUUCAUACACGCAAGUAUACAGGAGUUUCUGGCUGCGUUGUAUGCAUUUCUUGUGUUUGUCAACCAUAAACGGAAUGUCCUCAGUCAGACGACAAAUGCUAAAAUCAUAAGUACUUUCAAAAAAAUGUCAGUGCAGGAAUUCCUGAAGUGUGCUGUGGAUAAUGCUUUAGCAAGCGACAAUGGACAUUUGGACCUUUUCCUUCGCUUCUUGUUGGGACUGUCCCUUGAGUCCAACCAGACUCUUCUUAAGGGACUCCUGAAUGAGGUAAGUGAUACUGAAAGCAGCAUAAAAACGAUUCAAUACAUCAAGGAAAAAAUAAGGGACCACCCUUCAGCAGAGAAGGCAAUAAGUCUUUUCCAUUGCCUAAGUGAACUGAAAGAUGAUUCUCUGGUUGAGGAAAUGCAGGACUUCAUAAAUUCGCAUGGUUUUAUUGGUGGAAAGCUGUCUCCUUCAAGCUUUUCUGCUUUGGCCUACAUAUUGCUCACAUCUGCUGAAGAACUGGAUGUGUUUGACUUGUCAAAGUUAAUUAAUCCAAGCAUGUCUUCAAAUGAGGGACUGUUAAGAUUGCUUCCAGUCAUCAAAGCAUCCCGAUCAGUUAUAUUGAGGUGUUGUAGUGUGACAGAUAAAGGCUGUUCAGGCCUGUCCUCUGUACUUUGUUCAAGUCUCUCAUGUCUGAGAGAACUGGAUUUGACUUCCAACAAUCUUCAGGAUUCAGGAAUAAAACAACUUGCUGCCGGACUGGGGAAUCCUCAGUGUAAACUAGAAUCUCUGAGACUUUUCAAUUGCAGCAUCGGUGAAAAUGGCUGUGCUUCUUUGGCUUCAGCUUUGAAGUCAAACCCAGCUCACUUAACUGAACUUGAUUUGACGCACAACAAGCCUCAUGAUACAGGUGUGAAAAUGCUUUCUGAUGUGCUAACAGAUACGAGCUGUAAACUGGAAACACUAAGGUUGAUGGCCUGUGAACUUACCAAGAAAAGUUGUGCGGCACUGGCCCAAGCACUUCAGUCCACCUCUACAAGCCUGAAACAUUUAGAUAUAAGUUCGAAUGACGUCCAGGAUUCAGGAGUGGAACUGCUCUGCGUUGGUCUAAAGAGCCCUUCCUGCAAGCUUGAGACAUUGAGUCUAUCAGACUGUAAAAUUACAGCCUAUGGAUGUUUUGUG
Molecule: messenger RNA, 3284 nt
Organism: Cyprinus carpio (common carp)
Lineage: Eukaryota; Metazoa; Chordata; Actinopteri; Cypriniformes; Cyprinidae
Product: NACHT, LRR and PYD domains-containing protein 3-like
Exons: 14
Molecular function (GO): protein binding
Source: RefSeq, a predicted model, not a curated record